AUGUCAACUGCAGAUAGAGCCUCGACCCAACGUCCUAGUUCUCAUUCAGUUGAUCCACAAAUGAAAAUCAUGUCAAAGAACCCUAUUAAAUAUGCUCUGGUAAAUUUUAUUGAGCAUUUCCAGGUGGAUGCAUUCACCGACAAACCAUUUAAAGAAAACCCAGCAGCCGUGUGUAUGUUAGAAGAUGAAGAUAAAAGAGACGACGGGUGGUUCAUAAGAGUUGCUGCAGAAUUCAAUGCCCCAAUAACACGCUUCUUGACUCCAAUUCGUCACAACAAUGAUGCUUAUAACGAUAGUGAAUCCGACCAUCAUUUCAACAUUAGGUGGUUCACUAGUAUUGUAGAGGUUAACCUUUGUGGCCAUGGAACCUUGGCAGCUGCACAAUAUCUGUUUACAUGUGGUUUGGUGAAAUCAGACAAAAUUGAAUUUCUAACACCAUCCGGAAUAAACCUGACUGUAAAGAAAAUUCUUUCCUGCAGACACGGGGACACAUUGGGUAUAUCAAAGGUUUUGAAUAAUGUCUACAAUGGGGAUAUACCUAACAUACCACUUACUCUUAAUGGGGUUUCUAUUCUCAAUGUAAAGAAAACGGUUCCUCUUGGUGAUGUACUUAUUGAGGUCUCAUCCGGACAGAGUGUUAUAGACUUGAAACCAAAUUUUCAUGAGCUACAAGAGCGGAAGGGCCGUGAAAGGGUAAUUUGCAUAACAGGGAAAGCUCCUGAAGAAUCAGGUUUCGAUUUCAUCUCCCGUGUAUUUGCUCCAACUGUAGGUGUCCUUGAAGCUUCUCCAAGAGGAAGGGUGUUUGAUCUCCAUUUGGAUGAAUAA
Molecule: messenger RNA, 825 nt
Organism: Papaver somniferum (opium poppy)
Lineage: Eukaryota; Viridiplantae; Streptophyta; Magnoliopsida; Ranunculales; Papaveraceae
Exons: 6
Coding region: 1-825 (274 amino acids)
Biological process (GO): biosynthetic process
Cellular component (GO): cytoplasm
Molecular function (GO): isomerase activity
Source: RefSeq, a predicted model, not a curated record